AUGGCGCCCACAAUGCAUCUACUACCCGCUGUCAUCCCAGUGCUGCUGCUCGCAUUGACCAGUAUAUCAAUGGAAGCCUUGGCGAGCGUUUUGAAUCCACUUGGUACACUGGAAAAGCGGAUAAUGGGAUCCGCCAACUCGUCCAUCAACGACGGGGAGGGAAGUCUUUAUGGGAAAAAGUACAAGUUCUUCUACAUCGUUCCGAGCCUGGACAUAUUAAAGUACACCCCAGCCACUGGACAUAACAAUUCUCGUCUGAAAACGACCGGUUCCGUACCGAUCCCUCACCGUAACGCAUCUCAGGCCGAUCUACUACUGCUAGCACCCUCCUUUGUAGCUCUCGGUGACGGAACAUCUUCCAGGCGGCUAACCGACUCCGACCAGCGUAGACUCUCCGUGGAGCUACACAAGGUACGCCAUUUUGCAACGAUUGCAGGUGUACAACCGAACGCAGCUAGUGCACAGCGGGCGAAAACUCGCCCCGUUGAUCUCGGUGUGUUCGCUACCCAACACCACAUGCGAGAGGAGCAACGUACGCCAUACACGUACCGUCCAUUGUCAUCGGACACAUACCACAGCUACAAGUCCAACCGAUACUACAUCUACACUGACCCUGUGCGGCUGCGUGGAGACACCGGUGAACGUCACGCACACCGACGCGAUCCGGCGUCGGCUGAUGAUAGUCACAAAAGUCGACAACCGGAUGAAGAUCCAGUUGGCUCGCUCGUCUAUCACCGACAGGUGCGAUCAUUCAACAGAUCGGAUGAGGUUCCGGAACGGGAGAAGAGCGAUCGCUUCAAGCGCCGAAGUGCGGUCGAUGAUAUGUUGAGCAAGAACAUUACCAUUAUACUGGAGAAUCUUCUGAAGCGAUACGAAAACUCACAAAUUCCUACGCACGGACAAGGUGUACCAACUUUGGUGGAGACCAACAUUCUCAUACGAAGCAUGGGACCUGUUUCAGAGCUCGAUAUGGACUACUCGAUGGACUGCUACUUCCGGCAGUACUGGCGUGAUAAACGGCUUAGCUUCCGCGGUCCAAUCAAAAGUCUCUCGCUCAGUAUUAAAAUGCUGGAACGCAUCUGGCGCCCAGACACAUACUUCUACAACGGCAAGCACUCGCACGUACACACGAUCACGGUGCCAAACAAGCUGCUGCGGCUCAGUCAGGAUGGGGAGAUACUUUACUCGAUGCGGCUUACAAUUAAAGCCUCCUGCCUGAUGGAGCUACGAAGCUUCCCGAUGGAUCGCCAGUCCUGCCCGCUGGUGCUGGGAAGUUAUGCCUACUCCCGGCAGCAGCUCGUGUACCAGUGGAAGGACGAAGACUCGGUCAACUUCGUACCGGGCAUGACGCUCAGCCAGUUCGAUCUGAUGAGCUUCGGGCAGAAGAACUAUACCUUCAUCAGGCGCGAGGGUGAAUUUUCCGUCCUGCACGUGUCGUUCAACUUGCAGCGUCACACGGGCUACUUUCUCAUACAGGUGUACGUGCCGUGCAUACUGAUCGUGGUGCUGUCCUGGGUGUCCUUCUGGAUUCACCGUGAAGCGACGAGCGAUCGGGUCGGGCUGGGCAUAACGACAGUGCUGACGCUCUCCACCAUCAGUCUUGACUCGCGGACCGAUUUGCCGAAGGUGCGGUACGCAACCGCGCUGGAUUGGUUUCUCCUCAUGAGCUUCUUCUACUGCAUAGCGACACUGCUCGAGUUUGCCGGUGUGCACUACUUCACCAAGGUCGGUAGUGGUGAGAUACCGCUGGAUGAGGAGGAAUGGGAAGACAUGGAGGGUGUGGCAGAGAUACGGGAUUUGCCAUCGCUGCAGCAGCAUCUCAGUACGGCCGUCGCAAUCGAGUCGCCCCGACUGCUUGCUGCCCGCCGUCGUAGCUCCCUCAUCUGUCCAAUCUACAACGAUCCAACGCACAUGUUCAAACCGACCUCCUCACACCUCUCGACGAUGGAACGCACCACGCAAACUGAACCGCCAAAGGAACCGACAUGGAAGCAGGUUUGGCUGUGCUUCCUGGGUGAUGAUCAGUUCCGGCGCCGUCGUCAGCGGGAAGCAUCCGCCCGAGGUGGCGGUAACCGGCAUGUCAAUAGCGUUUCGCUCAUCGAUCAAGCAGCGCGCAUUCUCUUCCCUAUGUCGUUCACGUUCUUUAACAUUCUCUACUGGCUAGUGUACUACACCUACCAAGCGGAUUUUACCUGGACUCCGUUGAAAGAGGUUUAAACGCCUAAUGAGCUUUGUUCUGGAAUUAUCAAACAAUAUUUUAACGCGAUAAACAACCGGUUCCGAUGCCACUCCAAACAACCAUGAGCAAAGGCUGCUAAGGCGGGUAAGUUCAACAUUCUCCGCAUGACAGCAUACUUGCGAGUGAAAAUAUUUCGAGACGCACACUCAAAUUAGACAGGCAGGUGGGAGCGUGGUUGUCUCCAGAAACGAAUUCCUUUGCCAAAACAGCGGUGUGUGUGAUGUUUGAUAACGUACUUGCUUUCUUUUCCUUAUAAACACACAAAAAUAGAGAGAAUUUUAAAGAUGAUGAAAGAAAAGUUUCAAUUACAGGGGCAAUACGUUUUAACCUGCACCAGAUAAAAGUAAACACAACCCCCUGAAUAAUCCCUUCGAUGGCCUUCCUGUAGAUUGUGUUUCAUAUAUUGCGCCUAAAGGUAUGCAACAUCGAUGUAACAAUAUUCAAACGGGAUGGUUUUGUUAGGUGUAGAAUGCAUUGCAUACAUUCGGGCGCUCCAGCGAAGAGGCAGACGUUUAACAUCGAAUAGUUGUUAGUGGACAGGUUAGCAAGCAGUAGAGCAAGUCAACCAGAUGAUAAAGCAUCCAUCACACAUGGUGUCACCAAUCAAAAACAGGUUUCCUUCUAUUCAAACAAAGGUUUCACCAGCAAAACAGAAUAAAGCGAGGUAAAAUAAAUUUCCAUGAUGUCACGAAAUCCGUCACAAGUAAUUUGGCAUAUAUAGUGAGAUAAGCUGAUCGUAGACAAGCCCACACGCACAUGUGAAAACGGUUUGCAACACAAAUUACCUAAUAAAAUGGCGCGUGUUUCAGUAGA
Messenger RNA from Anopheles moucheti, 3052 nucleotides. RefSeq names its product gamma-aminobutyric acid receptor subunit alpha-6. Gene Ontology annotation, biological process: nervous system process; regulation of membrane potential; chemical synaptic transmission. Gene Ontology annotation, molecular function: neurotransmitter receptor activity; extracellular ligand-gated monoatomic ion channel activity; GABA-A receptor activity. Lineage: Eukaryota; Metazoa; Arthropoda; Insecta; Diptera; Culicidae. Bases 1 to 2217 code for a protein of 738 amino acids. Gene Ontology annotation, cellular component: neuron projection; synapse; membrane. The transcript is spliced from 7 exons. The record is from RefSeq and is a predicted model, not a curated record.